AACGCACUGCAGUGGCGAAUAGAGAAAGUACGCAAAAGAGCCGCUGUCAGGCAAGUCAAGACAAGUCAAGUCCUUUUUUUGGGUCGGCAAGAUGACGGCAAAGACGAAACUACCGAGGAAGGACAAGAAAGACAAGGAGAAGAACCCCAUGCGUGAGGUUCGGAUCCGCAAGCUGUGCCUCAACAUUUGUGUCGGUGAAUCUGGAGACAGGCUGACCCGAGCUGCCAAGGUGCUCGAACAGCUGACAGGCCAGCAACCUGUGUUCUCCAAGGCUCGCUACACAGUGCGAUCGUUUGGCAUCAGGAGGAAUGAAAAGAUUGCCGUGCACUGCACUGUCCGGGGCCCCAAGGCUGAAGAAAUCCUCGAGAAAGGCCUCAAGGUGCGAGAAUACGAGCUCCGCAAGGACAACUUUUCGGACACCGGCAACUUUGGCUUCGGUAUCCAGGAGCACAUUGACCUGGGCAUCAAGUACGACCCCACCAUCGGCAUCUACGGCCUGGACUUCUACGUAGUGCUAGGCCGACCAGGCUUCAAUGUUGCCCACAGGCGCCACAAGAAGGGUACCAUUGGUUGCAAGCACCGGCUUUGUAAGGAGGAAGCCAUCAAAUGGUUCCAACAGAAGUACGAUGGCAUCAUCUUGCCUGGAAAGAGCGGCAAAUAGACCUGCUGUUCACAACAUUUGAUCCUUCACAAAUAAAAAGAAAGCUCAUGGUGUAUGUUUUUUUUUUUUCAUACAUAUACAAAAUGCGAUGUUUUGUAAUAAAACAGGACCAUGCAUACUUUUGCAUUGCAAGAAACUAGCAUACAAUAAAAUUUCGAAUCAGUUGUUUCGAAA
Messenger RNA from Rhipicephalus microplus (southern cattle tick), 835 nucleotides. Its product is annotated as ribosomal protein L11. Gene Ontology annotation, biological process: translation. Gene Ontology annotation, molecular function: structural constituent of ribosome. Gene Ontology annotation, cellular component: ribosome. The record is from RefSeq and is a predicted model, not a curated record. NCBI's taxonomy places the organism in Eukaryota, Metazoa, Arthropoda, Arachnida, Ixodida, Ixodidae.